AUGCAGUUUUUUUAUUCGUUUAUUGAAUCUAUUUUUCUUCUUCUUUCUCAUCUCUUGAUAAUAUCCACGACUUUGCAAAUGUCUUUACUCUCACUAAUGCUACUUCCUUUCCUUCUCUCUUUCGAUCUUUUUUUCUUUUCCUUUCCUUCUCUCUUUCGAUCUUUUUUUCUUUUCCUUUCCUUCUCUCUUUCGAUCUUUUUUUCUUUUCCUUUCCUUCUCUCUUUCGAUCUUUUUUCUUUUCCUUUCCUUCUCUCUUUCGAUUUUUUUUUCUUUUCCUUUCCUUCUCUCUUUCGGUCUUUUUCUUUUCCUUUCCUUCUCUCUUUCGAUCUUUUUUCUUUUCCUUCCCUUCUCUCUUUGGCUCUUUUUCUUUCUUUUUCUAUUUCGCUCUUUUUUUCUUUCCUUCUCUCUUUUUUUCUUUCCUUCUCUCUUUCGCUCUUUUUCUUUCUCCUUCUCUCUUUCGCCCUUUUUCUUUCUCCUUCUGUCUUUCGCUUUUUUUCUUUCUCCUUCAUUUCUUUUUUGCUUUUCAUUUAA
Messenger RNA from Acanthosepion pharaonis, 531 nucleotides. The record is from the annotation of a GenBank genome assembly. NCBI's taxonomy places the organism in Eukaryota, Metazoa, Mollusca, Cephalopoda, Sepiida, Sepiidae.